AGAGACUCGACCCUCCGCGGGACAGCGAACGCGCUGGCGGGACGCGUUUCCACAGCCUUGGACGUGUUUCCAACGCCUGUCAUUCCCACCACCACCUUCCUUUCCUGGAUUCCCUCCCCCAAAACCGUAGUCCACUUUCUUCUCCGUAAAGCGAACUCUCUCUCUCUCUCUCUCUCGUCCCAAUUUCCAUGCUCUCCAAGCCUCAGAUCGGCGCUUUCUCACCUCUUCUCAGAUCGUAGCUUCGCUGUCGGCGCCGUGCGGAGUCAAGGAUCGAGUCUUCUCUGGAGAAAGGAGCAAUCGUGGAGAAAGGGGCAUCGAUUGCCUAGGGUUUGUUUGGAAUCAAGGGUUUCGGAUCUGAUCCCGCCGCGCCAUGCUGUCGAAUCACAUACAGAACGGGAUCGAGACGGCGAGGCUCGUCUGGUCCCGGCUGCCGAACUCCGAGGAGGCGGAGGCGGAGGAGGAGUUGUUUGCGAGGAGAAGCAAUGGCGGCGCAGGGGUGGAGAGCCUCGAUUACGAGGUGAUCGAGAAUUAUGCCUACAGGGAGGAGCAGGCGCUGAGAGGAAAGUUGUGGCUUUGGUAUUAUGUAUGUCUUAAAUGGUUGUUUGCGUUGCUUAUUGGUAUUGGCACUGGAUUAGCUGCUGUUUUUAUUAAUCUAGCCGUUGAAAAUUUUUCUGGCUGGAAAUAUGCUGCGACUUUCUCUAUAAUACAACACUCAUAUUUUGCGGGUUUCUUGGUGUACAUAAUUUUCAAUUUGGGUUUAGUCAUUUCUUCUGUAUUUAUUGUCACACAUUUUGCACCAGCGGCAGCAGGAUCUGGUAUUCCUGAAAUUAAAGGUUAUUUAAAUGGAGUUGAUACGCAUGGAAUCCUUCUUUUUAGAACGUUGAUUGGAAAGAUAUUUGGAAGCAUUGGCUCAGUUGGAGGUGGGCUUGCUCUAGGCAAAGAAGGACCUCUUGUCCAUACUGGUGCUUGUAUUGCUUCGCUUCUUGGACAAGGUGGAUCCACAAAGUAUCACCUAAGUUCAAGGUGGUUACGCAUUUUCGAGAGUGAUCGAGAUCGCCGUGACCUUGUAACCUGUGGAUGUGCAGCUGGGGUUGCUGCUGCCUUUAGAGCUCCUGUUGGUGGUGUACUCUUUGCCCUGGAAGAGGUUACUUCAUGGUGGAGAAGCCAGCUUAUGUGGAGAGUUUUCUUUACAUCUGCUGUUGUGGCUGUUGUGGUUCGGUCUGCGAUGAGCUGGUGCAAGAGUGGGAAAUGUGGACAUUUUGGUUCAGGUGGCUUCAUAAUUUGGGACAUAUCAGGUGGUCAAGAAGACUACUCUUUUCAGGAAUUACUGCCCAUGGCCAUUAUCGGGGUUAUUGGUGGUCUUCUUGGAGCCUUAUUUAAUCAGCUUACUCUUUAUAUAACUAAUUGGCGUCGAAAGUAUUUGCAUAAGAAGGGAAAUAGAGUUAAGAUCAUUGAAGUAUGCCUUAUAUCUCUGAUAACGUCUGUCAUUUCCUUUGGAUUACCACUAUUUAGAAAGUGCAGUCCAUGCCCUAAUUCAGAAGUUAAUCCUGGUAUUGAAUGCCCUCGUCCACCGGGGACAGAUGGAAAUUUCGUGAAUUUUUACUGUUCUGAUGAUAAAGAAUACAAUGAUCUGGCAACCAUUUUCUUCAAUACACAGGAUGAUGCAAUACGCAAUUUAUUUAGUGCAAAAACAUUUCAUGAGUAUAGUGCUCAAAGCCUUCUCACCUUUCUGGUCAUGUUUUAUUCAUUAGCAGUGGUGACAUUUGGAACUGCUGUUCCAGCUGGUCAGUUUGUUCCUGGAAUAAUGAUUGGAUCAACCUAUGGUCGGCUUGUUGGAAUGUUUGUGGUUAAAUUUUACAAGAAACUAAAUGUUGAGGAGGGAACGUAUGCACUACUCGGUGCUGCUUCUUUUCUUGGAGGUUCUAUGAGAAUGACAGUUUCUUUAUGUGUUAUUAUGGUUGAGAUCACAAACAACUUGAAACUCUUACCCCUGAUCAUGCUUGUCCUUCUAAUAUCAAAGGCUGUUGGUGAUUUUUUCAACAACGGGCUGUAUGAAGAGCAAGCCCAACUGAGGGGCAUCCCCUUACUUGAAUCUAGGUCAAAACAGUACAUGCGUACUAUGACAGCAAAGGAGGCAUGCAAAAAUCAAAAGGUUGUCUACUUUUCUCGUAUUGUUAAAGUUGCAGACAUUGUUUCUAUUUUGCGAAGCAACAAGCACAAUGGUUUCCCCGUGGUAGAUCAUGGACAGAAUGGAGAGACGCUUGUGAUAGGUCUAAUUCUUCGUAGUCACUUGUUGGUUCUUCUACAAUCUAAAGUAGAUUUUCAGAAUAGUCCUUUUCCUUGUGAUAUCAGAGGCAUAUCCAACAGGCACAACUUCAGUGACUUUGUGAAGCCUGUUUCAAGCAAAGGAGUGUCCAUAGAGGAAAUUCAUCUCACUGAGGAAGAACUGGAGUUGUACUUAGAUCUUGCCCCUUUUCUUAACCCUUCUCCUUAUAUUGUGCCUGAAGAUAUGUCUUUGGCAAAGGUAUACAAUCUUUUCCGGCAGUUAGGAUUGAGGCAUAUAUUUGUUGUCCCUCGUGCUUCUCGUGUUAUAGGUUUAAUUACUAGAAAGGAUUUGUUAAUUGAGGAGAAUGAUGACUCAGCAAUCAUGGAGCUCCAAUCAACUAGUGUAAGGGAGAGCCUUGAUGCAACAGUAAGGUUGCUUUGAUGUGGAGGUCAGGUUCAAAACACGGAAAUGGCUUCCUCACAUGCAGGCAUAAGAUUUAGAGGGCGGGCUUUGGCACGAUGGUAAGGGGGCUCUGACGUGACCUUAGUAUCAUGGAUACAAAUCAUGGAAACAGCCCCUCUGCAAGUGGGGAUCGCAACAGCUAGAUAGAAGAACGAUGGGGAGACAUGUACAACUAGAGCACCCACUACUUGAUGGUAUUCUUACCCAAGAAUAAUUUGAGCAUGUUACUCACACACUCGACCUUUCAGGUUUUGCACACGAGUUAAUGCUUCCGUCGUUAUAUUCAGUAUACACGAGUACAUUUCUGUCCAUUGGUCCUGGUAAAGUGUACAAUAGGUACAAAAUUGUAGCAAAUGGGGUCUGAGGGAACCCAUAAUUGAUGAUAUGGUGAAUAUAAGCCACUGUACCAAAUGGGGCCUGAGGGAACCCAUAAUUGAUGAUAUAGUGAAUGUCAGCCGCUGUAAGCUCAGACAACAAGAAAGAAAUCAUUUUUUCACAUCUCAAAUAUUGUAGAAAAUAUAUUACCAAAUUUUCAAAAUCUUUGUUGGUGGUCUUGAACAUUUUCAGUGGAGCUACUAUUUCAUUA
This is a messenger RNA of Elaeis guineensis (African oil palm), 3314 nucleotides long. The record is from RefSeq and is a predicted model, not a curated record. Lineage: Eukaryota; Viridiplantae; Streptophyta; Magnoliopsida; Arecales; Arecaceae.